UGUUUGAUUGUUUAUAUUCCCGUAUAAUGGAUACUGCCACCGUGGAGCCGAGUAUGUACACGGUGAAAGCUAUUAUGAUUCUUGACAACGACGGAGACAGAAUUUUAGCGAAGUACUACGAUGAUACGUGGCCGUCAACUAAGGAACAAAAAGAAUUCGAGAAGAACCUUUUUCAGAAAACGCACAGAGCAAACGCGGAAAUUGUGAUGUUUGAAGGUGUCACAUGUGUCUAUCGUAGCAAUGUAGAUCUCUUCUUCUAUGUCAUCGGGUCAUCGUUUGAGAAUGAGUUGUUACUUGUCAGCGUGUUGAGUGCUUUCUAUGACUCUGUGAGUCAGAUGCUCAGGAAGAACGUUGAGAAGUCUGCUCUGUUUGAUAAUCUUGACGGUGCAAUGCUCAUCUUGGAUGAAAUAGUUGAUCGUGGCAUAAUCCUUGAGUCUGACUCAACCACAGUUUCACAAAGAGUUGCAAUGAAGAUGGAUGACGUCCCACUUUCGGAGCAGUCAGUGACACAAGUCGGGAAACACGUGCUCCAGACGGCGAGAGAUCAGUUGAAGUGGUCACUCCUGAAGUAGUAGAACUGCUCUUGACUAGAAUGAGUUUGUUUGAAACUAUAGAAAAUAAUACAUUUCUCCUGUCAGUUGA
This is a messenger RNA of Corticium candelabrum, 642 nucleotides long. Its product is annotated as coatomer subunit zeta-1-like. Gene Ontology annotation, biological process: intracellular protein transport; intra-Golgi vesicle-mediated transport; retrograde vesicle-mediated transport, Golgi to endoplasmic reticulum. The record is from RefSeq and is a predicted model, not a curated record. Lineage: Eukaryota; Metazoa; Porifera; Homoscleromorpha; Homosclerophorida; Plakinidae. The transcript is spliced from 9 exons. The coding region runs from base 27 to 572 and encodes 181 amino acids. Gene Ontology annotation, cellular component: COPI vesicle coat.